This is a messenger RNA of Rhododendron vialii, 2735 nucleotides long. Its product is annotated as MACPF domain-containing protein At4g24290-like. The transcript has 7 exons. The record is from RefSeq and is a predicted model, not a curated record. The coding region runs from base 568 to 2382 and encodes 604 amino acids. Gene Ontology annotation, cellular component: plasma membrane. NCBI's taxonomy places the organism in Eukaryota, Viridiplantae, Streptophyta, Magnoliopsida, Ericales, Ericaceae. Gene Ontology annotation, biological process: plant-type hypersensitive response; regulation of salicylic acid mediated signaling pathway.
AUGUUCCGCGCAAAUGUCUGGAGAGACUGAGAGAGUGGAUACUCUACGUUCAAGGGGAGUAAUGAUGCGCUUACAUGCUUUUCGGCACUUAUUGGACCUUCCUUGAAACCAAGCCCAAGACGAGCUCCUCUCUCUCCCUCCCGCUCGAGAUACUCUAGAUCUUGACCAAUUUCUUCUGUCGUUCUCACAACAAGUCAACAAAGCUUCACCAUUUCCCGAGAAUCCCUCUCAGACUCUGUGUUGACCACCAUUGCCUCCACUUGAACAUCCAUUGCACGCUCUCUGAAAAUUUCGACGAAAUUGCUCGGUAUUUUCGCGCUAUUUUGUUCAGAUUAAUCUCUUAUUUGAGUCCCAAUCAAGUAGAGACGUAAAUUUAACUUCCUUUAUUUUCGGAUACUGGAAAAAGAUAAACAUUCCAAGCUAGGGUUUUCAUCUCGAAGAAAUGAAAUAUUCUUUCCAUUGGAGACAGAUAGUAAGGAUAUAUUGAAACCCUAGUUAUUUGCCCAUUUUCGAAUGUGUAGAGUUUGCAUGUGCUUUUUGUAAAGGGGAAGGUGAUGAUUUGAUUGAAUGGCGCUUAAGGCUUCAGCUCCUGAAGCUGCCAACGUAGCGAUUCAGUCAAUUGGACGUGGAUAUGAUAUUUCACUGGAUGUGAGGCUCAAGUAUUGCAAAGGGGAUUUAAGUGCUCCCCGCUUGAUUGAAUUUGGUGAGGAUCAAGGCAGGGAGAUUAUUCUUCCGGGUGGAAUAUCCAUUCCCAAUGUGUUGAAAUCGAUAAAGUGCGAUAAAGGAGAACGGACGAGGUUUCGGUCUGAUGUUAUUUCUUUCCAGCAGAUGUCAGAGCAAUUCAACCAAGAAAUAUCUUUGACUGGGAAAAUUCCUUCAGGCCUUUUCAACUCUAUGUUUGAAUUUUCAGGUUGUUGGCAGAAAGAUGCAGCCAACACAAAAACCCUUGCUUUUGAUGGGAUGCUUAUCACUCUAUACACAGUGCAACUGGAUAAAUCUCAGAUGGUACUGUGUGAUCAUGUGAAGGACGCCGUCCCAUCAUCAUGGGAACCCGCUGCAUUGGCAAGGUUUAUUGAUAAAUUUGGUACUCACAUUGUUGCUGGUGUGAAGAUGGGAGGGAAGGAUGUAAUUUAUGUAAAACAACUGCACUCAUCAGCUCUUCAACCUGCUGAUGUGCAGAAAAGGUUAAAGGCUAUUGCAGACGAGAGAUUUUUAGAUGCAAAUGGCCAAUGUAGCCUGGAUUCAAAACAGAUCUAUCACAAUAACAAGCAUGAAAUCAGGGAGCAGCGGCUGAGGUUUGUGGACACUGGCGCCUCAACUUCUCACUCACACAAGGAGGAUAUUUUGAGCAUUUGCAAGAGGAGAGGUGGAAGUGACAACCAAAAUCUAACACACGAUGAGUGGUUGCAUACUGUCCCCUUAGAACCUGACGUGAUCUCAAUGUCCUUUAUCCCAAUUACCACUUUGUUGAACGGUGUCUCUGGGAGUGGGUUUUUGAGCCACGCCAUAAAUCUCUAUUUACGCUAUAAACCACCAAUCGAAGAACUCCAUCAAUUUUUGGAAUUUCAGCUGCCGAGGCAAUGGGCACCUGUGUUCAGUGACCUCCCACUUGGUCCGCAGCGGAGGCAACUAAGUACAGCAUCUUUGCAGUUCAGCUUUUUGGGUCCCAAGCUUUAUGUUAAUACCACACCGGUUUAUGUGGGUAAGAGGCCUGUGACUGGUCUCCGGCUGUACCUAGAAGGCAAAAGAUGCAACCGCUUGGCCGUCCACUUACAACACCUCUCCUCCCUACCAAAAAUCUUGAAACUGGAAGAUGACCCAAAUGAAAACUUCCGAGUGAAGGCCUACGAUCAUAAAUACUAUGAGAAAGUUCAGUGGAAGAACUUUUCCCACGUCUGCACUGCUCCAGUGGAAUCUGACGAGGAUCUUUCCAUAAUAACCGGGGCCCAAUUACAGGUCGGGGAUUACGGCCUCAAGAAAAUCCUUUUCUUGCGACUUCGCUUCUCAACUGUUUCUGGAGCCACAUUGGUAAAGCACCCAGAAUGGGCCGGGUCGCCGGGUUUGGCCCGUAAAUCUGGACUCAUAUCGACCCUUAUUACUCACCAUUUUACCACAACAUUUAUGAAACCGCCCCCGCAGCCUGCGGAGGUGAACAUAAACUCUGCUGUUUACCCUGGAGGCCCACCGGUUCCCGUCCAGGCGCCGAAGCUCUUGAAAUUUGUUGACACGACGGAAAUGACGAGGGGCCCACAAGAAAAUCCGGGCUACUGGGUCGUUUCUGGGGCUAGGCUUAUUGUUGAGAAAGGAAGAAUCUCGCUCCGGGUUAAGUAUUCGUUGUUGACUGUGGUAUUACCUGAUGAUGAAGUGCCAGAAGAUCUGUAACAGCCGAAGAUCUUUAACUGUAGGCGUUCUCAAUUUGGAAGAUACAGGCUUUUUAUCAAAGCAGAAAUAGAGCUUCGGAAAACAUACGCAGUGGUAUAAUCAUAACGGUGAUUGUAUUUUAGUGUGAUCUUGAUUUCUUCUUUCUCAUGUGAUGUAAUUUUGGUGUCUUAUAUAUCUAGAUUUUCUCGACAUCUUGAGUGAGGCAUUAGGGAUGUCAAAUGCAUUUUGCUUUUUGUAUUUCUCCUCUAGGGUAUUUAUUGCCUGUAAUGAACACCAUUUAUCAUUCCAUAAAGGAAUUUCACUGAUGAAUUGUAACAAUAAUAGUAUAUGUCAGCGGUUGCCUGAUUUGCAAA